Triticum turgidum subsp. durum (durum wheat) is the source of this 1626-nucleotide messenger RNA. NCBI's taxonomy places the organism in Eukaryota, Viridiplantae, Streptophyta, Magnoliopsida, Poales, Poaceae. The record is from the annotation of a GenBank genome assembly.
AUGGAGCGCGCGCUGGCCGUCGCCUUGCUCGUCAUGCUCACGCUCUGGAGCGUGCCGGUGGCGGCCGGCGACGGAGGCAUUUCCGUGGCGCCGGAGGCGUGCCGCCUGGACCGGCUUCCCCGUGGCUCACCCGGAGACGCUACAACGGCUGAAAUCGGGAGAAUGAACAACAGAAUACUAUCGGGAAGAGACACAGGAGCUUUGACCAUAGGCUAUGUGAAGGAGCUCAAGGUUGCUGUGCCUAAAAAACCGGGGUUUAAAGCUUUUGUGAAUGCAACUUCUCAUAAUGCCAGUGGCUAUUGCAUUGAUAUCUUUGAGGCUGCUGCGAAGAAACUACCACAUGUUCUUCAUUAUGAGUUCGUUGCCGUUGAUGGUUCUUAUGACGAACUAGUACGCAACGUGUCUUCGGGGAACUACGAUGCAGUAGUGGGUGACAUAACUAUAACCGCAGCGCGAGCUGUAGACGUGGACUUCACGAUGCCAUACACUGAGUCAGGCGUGUCACUGCUUGUGCUCACCGAGAAUGACUCCAAGUCAGCAAUUGAAUGGGUGUUCCUAAAGCCACUAACAACACAACUUUGGUUAGCACUUAUGGGGGGAUUCUUCUUCACUGGACUUGUUGUGUGGACGAUCGAGUGGCCCAGAAACCCGGAGUACCAAGGAUCGAGUUUGAGACAGUGCAGCACUGCUCUCUACUUUUCUUUCUCGACUUUGACAUUUUCUCAUGGUCAAAUUAUUAGAAGCCCCCUGUCAAAAAUUGUUGUGGUGAUAUGGUGCUUUGUUGUGCUGGUUAUAGUGCAGAGCUACACAGCUAGCUUAUCAUCCAUUUUGACUGCAAAGAGGCUCCGGCCCUCAGUGACAGAUCUUGAGCAGCUCCGAUCAAAUGGUGAUUAUAUUGGAUACCAAUCUGGAUCAUUUGUACGUUCUGUCUUGAUAAAAGAAGGCUUCAAUGUCAAUAGGCUAAAGGACUAUCCGAAUAAAGAGGAAUAUGCUAAAGCUUUGAGGAAGGGAUCAAAGAAUGGAGGUGUCUCAGCUAUCGUUGAUGAGAUCCCAUAUAUAACCUCGUUUCUCUCUGACCCUAAAUACAUUAAUGAAUUCCAGAUGGUUAAUCGCAUAUACAAGACACCUGGACUUGGUUUCGUGUUUCCUCAAAAAUCUCCGCUGGUGCAUGAUCUUUCGGUUGCCAUCCUGGACCUUGGGGCUGAGGGCUCACGAAUUGAAAAGAAAUGGUUAGGCACAGAAACACCAUUGCCCAGCUAUGGCAUCCCCAACACGGACGCGACACCUCUCACUUUGCGAAGUUUCUCUGGUCUCUUCAUCAUCAAUGUAUGUAUGUCAGCUCUCAUGCUGUUGAUAAGCAUUGCCAAGUCGGUUCACGCCAAAUACACCAAAGUGAGGGAUUCUGAUAUGCAGAGUGCCGAUGGAGAUGGCAGAAGUGAAGGCCACAGAGGAUUUGGUCCGCUGCAGAACGACAUGGGCAAUGGGUCUAUGGCUGAUCAACCCCACCAUGAAGCCAGAAAUGAGCAUCCUCAGGGUGUCAGUGGGAUCAGAGAAAGUCCUGGUGAUGUAGAACCCAAUGACUCUGUGCCCGAACACGCCAUCCUAAUCGAGAUGAACACCCGAUGA